UGGGGGAAAGUGCCGGCGCCUCCGCCACCUGGGAAAGCCGCUCCGCAGCGCCGAGGCCAGUAGCCACCCAAGACACCUGGGGGAGCCCGGAGCACGCACUGGGGCGCGCGGCGCGGGGCAUGAGGCUGUGAAAGCCACCCCUCCCCACCCCGCCCCCCGGCAGCCCAGCGCCAGGCCGGCGAUACCCAAGGACUUGACCGGCUGAGUCUUGGUCCGGACCGGACUCGCCCGGCGGCGGCCGAGAUCAGAGGCGGAGCGCAGCGGCGGGGCCCGGGGGCCCGAGGGCCGGGGGCCCAGAGGGAGGGCAGGGCGGCCGGAGCCGCCGGGCGCUAUGAUGGUGCACUGUGCCGGUUGCGAGCGGCCCAUCCUCGACCGCUUUCUCCUGAACGUGCUGGACCGCGCGUGGCACAUCAAAUGCGUUCAGUGCUGCGAGUGCAAGACCAAUCUCUCGGAGAAGUGCUUCUCGCGCGAGGGCAAGCUCUACUGCAAAAAUGACUUCUUCAGGCGCUUUGGCACUAAGUGCGCAGGCUGCGCGCAAGGCAUCUCGCCCAGCGACCUGGUGCGCAAGGCCCGGAGCAAAGUCUUCCACCUCAACUGCUUCACCUGCAUGGUGUGCAACAAGCAGCUGUCCACGGGUGAGGAGCUGUACGUCAUCGACGAGAACAAGUUCGUGUGCAAGGAUGACUACCUGAGCUCCUCCAGCCUCAAGGAGGGCAGCCUCAACUCAGUGUCCUCCUGUACGGACCGCAGUCUGUCCCCAGACCUCCAGGACCCUCUCCAGGACGACCCCAAGGAGACGGACAAUUCGACGUCAUCGGACAAGGAGACGGCCAACAACGAGAACGAGGAGCAGAACUCGGGCACUAAGCGGCGCGGCCCGCGCACCACCAUCAAAGCCAAGCAGCUGGAGACGCUCAAGGCUGCCUUUGCCGCCACGCCCAAGCCCACGCGCCACAUCCGCGAACAGUUGGCGCAGGAGACCGGCCUCAACAUGCGCGUCAUCCAGGUGUGGUUCCAGAACCGAAGGUCCAAAGAACGCCGGAUGAAGCAACUGAGCGCGCUGGGUGCCCGGAGACACGCCUUCUUCCGGAGUCCGAGGCGCAUGCGUCCGCUGGGUGGCCGUUUGGACGAGUCCGAGAUGUUGGGGUCCACUCCGUACACCUACUAUGGAGACGGCGUUUGUUCCUAUUACCUCCGGCCCGGCCGCCAUAUGGGCGGAGGCGGCGCGCUGCGCGCGGGGGCUGCGGCCCUGGCUGCUUGGUUCACCGACAUGAUCUCGCACCCGGACACGCCGAGCCCCGAGCCGGGCCUGCCCGGCGCGCUGCACCCCCUGCCCGGCGAGGUGUUCAGCGGCGGGCCCAGCCCUCCGUUCCCCAUGAGCGGCGCCAGCGGCUACAGCGGACCCCUGUCGCAUCCCAACCCCGAGCUCAACGAGGCCGCCGUGUGGUAAGGCCGCCGGGUCGGGCCGCCCCCGGACGCAGCCGCGCGGACCGACACGCCGCCCUCGGGGUUCCCUCUCGGGGCCGCACGCAGAGGCAGCGGCUCCUCGGCCGGGGGUGCAGGGGGCGCCCCGGCGUCCCCACCCCGACCCCGCGGGGCUCUCCCGGCGGCGCGAGCGGCGCUCGGGACCAAAGUCAACCCUUCGGAGGGUCGAGAGACUCCAAGCACACGCUCUGGACUCCCCGAUCCCCGCCAUCACCACCUCUUCGGACCGAGAGAGGGUUGAGGCCAAGGGGCGAAGCUGAUUUCCCCAACCCCGUCCCCUCUGCCAUUCGCGGGCACUGGGUAACCUUAUUUCUCGCUCCGCUUUCCCCGUCUUUAAAACAGGAUGAUAAGAAAAAGAGAGAUGGAAGAGAGAGCGAGGGAAGGGAGCAAAAUGAGGAAGAGAGAAGAUAGAGAGAGAGCGCGAGGAGCGCGCUCGGGGUUGGAGGGCGGGUGGCACCGGGAGGAAAAAGAAUCCGCCUGCGCGUGGGCGCCCCCUGGUGGCCACGCUUGAGGAUCAAGGUCAGCUUUCUUGGAAGGGGGCGGUCCGGACCUCGUGGCCCCGGGCCGGGCACACCCCCCACCCCCCCAUCCCCUUGCUCUACCCUUCCUUCCUUGGACAUUUAUUGCGAGCCCGGGGGUCCAGGCCAGUCUGGAACACUCGCCCACCCUGCUCUCCCCUGGCAAAGCAAGGCGCCAAGAUUUCCCGAGCUCAUGCCCGCAGACCACCCCUCCCUGCCCGGGGCCUCGAGGCUGGGCCGUCAGGAUGUACAGUAUUAUACUUUUUUGGAAGUCGAACGCUUCUAGUUUCCUUAUUUUGUAUAAAGAAGAAACAAAUAAAGUAUGUUUUUGUGUUUACUGUUUAUUUAUUGUACUCUAGUUAUCCGGGGUUGGACAUUUUUAUAUUUUUA
Messenger RNA from Suricata suricatta (meerkat), 2393 nucleotides. It is a transcript of the gene LHX5, whose product is annotated as LIM homeobox 5. The transcript is spliced from 6 exons. Gene Ontology annotation, cellular component: nucleus. Gene Ontology annotation, biological process: regulation of transcription by RNA polymerase II; neuron differentiation. Gene Ontology annotation, molecular function: DNA-binding transcription factor activity, RNA polymerase II-specific; RNA polymerase II transcription regulatory region sequence-specific DNA binding. Bases 332 to 1450 code for a protein of 372 amino acids. NCBI's taxonomy places the organism in Eukaryota, Metazoa, Chordata, Mammalia, Carnivora, Herpestidae. The record is from RefSeq and is a predicted model, not a curated record.